AACUAUUCUUAAUCUAUAGACAAUAUGUUCGCCGCUAUAUAUGUAGAUUGUUGUCAAAUAUAGCUGUCUAAUGUGACAGAAAUCUAUCAGAAACGAUAACUAACGGAAAUUUAUUAAAUAAACCGUCUAUACGAGUCAUGAUAACACCGGUGAACUGUAAAAAUUGCUUACGAUUUCUGAAACUUUCCAAUUAUCAUAUUUUGUCUAGAUUUGAUAACCUUACAAUCGUACAAAGUCACUAUUUUUCGUUACCAAAAAUGACAGCACAACAAAAAUGGACUAUCGAGAAGAUGAAUAUUCUUUCUCUACCCUUGGAGGAUAAACGUAAACUUUACAAAGGGCCAGAUUACAUUGUUCUAGACAACAUCGAUCCAUGGUCGAAAUACGUCACACAGAACAAACAAGCUUUAGAAUCAAAAAAGCACACUUCAGAUGAUAUUAAUGAAUUUAAAAAAAUUCAAAUCGAUUCUAAUAAAAAUAAAAAAAUAUCUGAGAAAGUAUCGAUUUUUAAAGGAGAUAUAACAAAACUGGAGGUGGAUGCAAUAGUGAAUGCAGCUAAUGCACGGUUGAAAGCUGGUGGAGGUGUCGAUGGAGCUAUACACCGAUCAGCUGGGCCAUUGUUACAGCAAGAAUGUGACAGUCUGGGAGGUUGUCCUACAGGAGAAGCGAAAAUAACUGGGGGAUACAACUUACCUGCCAAAUACAUCAUCCAUACAGUUGGACCGCAGGAUGGAUCAGCCCAAAAACUACAGUCAUGCUAUGAAACAUGUCUCUCCCACCUAAAAAAAUAUCAAUUACAGAGCAUAGCUUUUCCUUGUAUUUCAACUGGAAUUUAUGGUUUUCCAAAUCGUUUGGCAGCUCAUAUUGCUCUUCAAACUGCAAGAAAAUAUCUAGAAGCCAAUGAAGGGGUUGAUAGAAUUAUAUUUUGCACCUUUAUGCCAAUUGAUGUAGAUAUAUAUGAAACUCUAAUGCAAAUGUAUUUUCCUGUACAAGAAUUUAAUUAAAAUGAUGGUACAUCUCUUUCUGAGUACAGUUUCAUAUCUGUUGUAAUGAUUUUCAACUGCAUAGUCUGUAAUUUUUUAUUGGAAUAUAUAUAAUUUGUUCUGGUAUUAUAUUGCAUAAAUAUAUAAUAAGUACAUA
This is a messenger RNA of Galleria mellonella (greater wax moth), 1140 nucleotides long. RefSeq names its product macro domain-containing protein CT2219-like. The record is from RefSeq and is a predicted model, not a curated record. Gene Ontology annotation, molecular function: ADP-ribosylglutamate-[protein] hydrolase activity. Gene Ontology annotation, cellular component: nucleoplasm. NCBI's taxonomy places the organism in Eukaryota, Metazoa, Arthropoda, Insecta, Lepidoptera, Pyralidae. The transcript is spliced from 4 exons. Gene Ontology annotation, biological process: peptidyl-glutamate ADP-deribosylation; purine nucleoside metabolic process; DNA damage response. Bases 138 to 1004 code for a protein of 288 amino acids.